ACCCAGGAAUCGAACCCAGGUGUCCCACACUGCUCAUUCUUUACAGGAUGAGCCACAAGGAAAGUUUGAAACUCCUGGAAAUAAGCAUGUGCCGUCGGCUCCACCACAUCAGAGCUCCUUAACAUUUGGUGUGGGAAGCAAAAAUGGGUCUCUUCGAGUAAGGGAAACAGGAAACCAAAGAACACCAGGGGCUUCCAUCCAACUGAAGAGCUUUGCAACGGAAAAGCUAAGCAUUCACAAAUCAAAAAGGUGGAAAACUGAACACGAGAGACUAUUUGCAAGUGGUGUCUCUGAUGAGGGGUUCAUAUGGAAAACAGACUAAGAACUCACACCACUCAGUGAACCAGAAACAAUAGCACCACCCUUAUCCCUUCCCCUCACAGCAACUCCAAUCCCAAUCCUUUCUCUCACUGAAAGCUAAACCCUAAAACCUAACGCUAGGCUAACAAUAGACAUGCAAUAUAUAUUCAUAGGCAUGCAUCAGAGACAGUCAGGGAGGGAAAAACUGAUAGACUGAACUUAGAAAGGUUAAGAAAGAGGAAAUGAGAAGAUUUCACAGGAUUUGCAUGAAUCAAUCUUGAGGUUUCAACCAGUGACAGGGCCCAUUCACUCUGCAAGGGGGGAAAUGACCCAAGGUGACAAGAGUAAAAGAGAGGAUGCUGGGAGCCAUAGGAGGGGCAGCCUCGCCCUCCCCUAGAGGCUGAGAUGGGAAACUUAAGCCAGAAUCUCAAUGGAACAGGAGGACCGAUGAAGGUUGUUGUAGAUUAGAGGGGGUGAUGUCUGAAUCUUACCUUCAGACCUCCCACUGGGUGGGGGGCUGGGGGGAACUUGAAAUAGGUAGGUGAGAGGACUGCCUUUUCCUAGGUCCCAAAGCCCAUCAAGGCCUGUUUCUGCCUCAUUCUGUGCUAGGUGAGCCCUGUAUUGAAUCCUUCCUCUGUGAAGAGUCAGUGCAUGAACUCCAUGUGACACCAGCCCACGGGUUGAACAGGCACUGGAGCUGCUCCUAGGCCAAUAGACCUGGGCAGGAGAUGGGAGAAUGACCCCCGCUCUGCAGAUGGAGAGACGGGGGAAACCCUGAGGGGCACAUGCUUGUCCAGGGCCACGUCACUUAUGAGAAAGAGGAGCCUGGUCUGAAAGCAGCUGUGUCCUCAGAGCUCAGGCACUGGAGGCACCCAGGCCUCCCCAAGGCCGAGGGAUGGGUGGUGUGGGUGUCACUGUGCCCGCACGUGGCCUAAGGGUGUGGGUGAACAGUCAGAAACACCGAGGUUCCCUUGGGGAGCUUUGUGUAAGGGACCUCAGCAACGAACCACAAAAAAUGAUGUCACUUCCCGGAAAUAGAAACCAACAGAACCCAGAACCCAGGUAUCCAGGUCUCCACAGUGGAGAGGAACCCAAAGCCAUAUUACUUGGUGCCAAGAUAUUCUGCUGUUUGCCCCUGCCCAGAGGCUGGAGCCUCAGGAGAGCUCACAGGAAGAGUGUGUGGGAUUGCUGUCGACGCUGGCUCAGGGCCCCCCGAGGAGGCCUCUGGCCCUUUGCCCGAAGGAACAGGAAGGUAACACGGGAGCCCCAGGCUGGGCCAGGUCCCCUCUGCCAUCCCACCCGGGUCACCCUGAGUCCUUUCCCUGUGAGUGUAGAAGGGAGUUUCUCGGGGUGUGCUGGCCUCCAGCAAGCCCAGGCGGAUGUGGGGUCAGAGCCUGUGGGCCGGUGUUGUUCACACCCCAGGGGAGAGCAGGCUGGGUGGGAUGGGGAGAGUCCAGGCACCGCCGGCUGCCCAGGCUCACCUCAUGCCCUCAGAGGGGGUCUCCAUCCUCCCGGUUGGGUACCUGAGCAGACACGCAUUUCUGCUCAUUCCAGAAGCAGAAGUUCGCGCAGGCAGAAGCAGCAGCCAUACUGCCAGGCCCAGCUCGGUAAACUCCAAGCAGGGCUGGCUUGACGGUCACUGUCAUUUCAGAGCUUCCCACAAGAUAUGGCUGAUGAGGGGGACACCCCAUCCACCCUCCCAUGGGAGGAGUCAGAGCACCACCCCCCUGCCCGGGAGGCCCAGUGCAGGCUCCAGGAGAGUGUGCCCACAGAGGGGUCAGCCCAACCAGGAAUUAAGAGGAAGCAGGGAAGGCCUGCUGCCCAGACACCACCCAGGACACACCCCAGGGCCCAGUCUCAGGCUGCCAUGGGGCUCAGCACACCCGGCUCCGACCCAGAGCCCCAGAACCUCUGCCUCUGAGGCAGCGGGAGGACCUGGAGCGCAGCACGGCAGAGCACAGAGCUCUGCUGCUCGCCUUCAACCGGGCUCCACUUCAAAGACCUGUCCCUACAGCGGUGGUUGCUACACGUGCAGGAUCCCCAGCCCCAGGCACCGAUGUCCCACCCCCUCAGCAAGCACGUCCACCUCCACGUGCACAUGCCCCUGCUCCGGCUUUGGCAGGAGAACCCGAGUCAGGGCAUGAGUUACCACCUCUGCAGGGAGAGCCUGCCCUGGCUCCUGCCCAAGACCCAGAUGCCCACGAUGACUGACCCAGCGCUGCAGGGAGAAUGGGCCCCUGCUCUGGACAGAGACCCAGAGCCUGUUCUGGAAACUCCUCGUCCAGGGGCAUGGUUGGCUCUGCAGCCUCCAUCCCAGUCUGCUCCCCAUGGAUGCCAUCAGCUCGCUCCCCACCCAGGGGAGACUGACUUCCCUUCCCUUGAGGGUCUUUUCAUUUGGAUUUUAUGUAACUUUUUUGUGCUCUUUUAUGUGUUAUGGCUCUAUGUGCCUUUUUCGGUUAAGUUUUAAUGAAUAAAUUAUUCAAAAUUGUUGCAGUUUGGGAACACUCAGGACCUUCAAAGUGCUGUGUAACCAUCACCUUCUGUAGUUUCAGACCCUUUCAAUCUUUCUGCCCCAGCUCCCAACAAAUCCUUUGUUCACAUCUCUGUUUGUCCAUUCCCCCGAUCCUGAACAAACUUUAAUCCUUUUCUUUCUUCAUUUCUUCCUAUAUUCUGGGUGUCCCCAAUCAAAGACUAUAGCAAAAUGAUAGAAGUAGUUUUUUUCUGAUUCCCCACAUACUGUAAGGCUACAUUUGAGAAUUUUUAUUUCAUUUGAAGUAGUCUUUGGGUAUCUGAAAGGACAGUGUAGGUACUUUGAAGAUAUCAUGGGCUAAAUGAAGACCUUUUGGGAAAUAUAGUCAUAAUCUCCAGAACCCUCCCCAGACAUUAAAACCCCUGUGGAGUCAGUUUUGCCCAAGAACUGGUUCCAGAACCCUGGAGGCUACUACACCCUCUGCACUGUGAAGGGUGAGGUCCCUUACAGAGCUUCUGAGCUAUCAGACCUGAGCUGUUGUUUCAUUGUCAGCUCUGACCAUCCAGUAGAAGCCAGGUGGGCCACACUGCUACAAAGGAGAUCACAAGCUGAGUUUCAAGGGAGGCACUGAAAGGACAGCAAUGGAUACAAUGGGAUACAAACUGAGUGAGGGUCCCCACAAUACUUGGAAAGGCCUGUGGUGUGCAAGUGGGGAGUAGGGCCCCCAAGGUCCAAAGGAAGAGAGGUACUCGGGAGCAAAGGCCCUUGGCCUCUCCUGUAGCAGCCCCAGAUGGCAGCUCAUGAACAGUAGACAGCAAAUGUGGUCGCAUGAGCAUGACUCUGUAACUGCCUCAGAAACCAAGAGAAAGAGAUCAGGGUAUGUGGGAAUCUGGAGGGUGUGGUGGGGUGGAUAAAGGGAGGUGCCCUUCCUCUCUUCACUGCAAACUGCUUUUGUGAGUCUCAAAGCUACCAGAUGGCAUUUACCAAGUCAGGUCCCCACAGUAACGAGUGUGGGCUGAGUGCCUUAGCCCCUGUUACAGAUAAAAGCCUCACCAGUGUCUUCCCUGAGUUCAAACGGCAGGAUCUGGGGCUUCUGUCUGGUACACAUCUGUUUGCUGUAGCCACGUUACCCCCUUCUCUGAGCGCCAGUUUCAUGCUCUAGAAAGAGGACAUCUAUUGCUCCCUUAGCACGUUGCUAUCUUAAUCUUCUGAAGACUAAUUUGGGUUAUCCGAGAAUUAAUAUCUAGCCCUUAGAGAUAUCGCCUGAAUCCAGAAUAACUGGAGUCUCUUAGUGUCAUCUGGCAUUUCUUCCCCGAAGCCAGCCAAAACCCACACAGUUGCAUUUCCAGGAUCUCCACUUAGUCCGCUGGACAGAAAACCCAGCGGGGUUCAAAGAAGCUACAGACAAACAGAAGA
This is a messenger RNA of Odocoileus virginianus texanus, 4186 nucleotides long. Lineage: Eukaryota; Metazoa; Chordata; Mammalia; Artiodactyla; Cervidae. The record is from RefSeq and is a predicted model, not a curated record.